This is a messenger RNA of Rhodofomes roseus, 1262 nucleotides long. Its product is annotated as scamp family-domain-containing protein. Gene Ontology annotation, cellular component: recycling endosome membrane; trans-Golgi network membrane. The record is from RefSeq and is a predicted model, not a curated record. Lineage: Eukaryota; Fungi; Basidiomycota; Agaricomycetes; Polyporales; Fomitopsidaceae. Bases 311 to 1108 code for a protein of 265 amino acids. Gene Ontology annotation, biological process: protein transport. The transcript has 11 exons.
CCUCAGACCACACUCGUUCACAGCAUCUGUCGUCGCCCUUGAAACAGACAGGCCAUGGCAUUGCAAGACGCGCUGAGAGUCACAAUUCAGUAAGACGGACAGUCAUCUCCGAGAGGCCCAUCAGUUUGGUGGCAGACGCGAGCAGGAGGCAGUGAGGCGAGGAGCGAAGCGGUGGGGCAGAUGCGGUGGGCGCUGUGGCGACCAAAUUGGGACUGGUUCCUGCGCAGCGACUGCCACCGUUCACCUUCCGCACGCCUCCGCACGCGUUGACCGCUGCGUUCUACACUUGCCUUCACAUUUACGAUUCGAAAUGAGUACAUAUGCCGAAAACCCCUUUGCGUCCACGCACUCGCUCGAUGCAAACCCGUUCGAUGACCCCACCGAGCGCACCUCACCGGCACCCAGCUAUCCAAGUCCUAACCAUGCGGCUCGUCUUGCGGAAAUCAACCAAAGAGAACGCGACUUGGAGAGGAGAGAGCAGGAGCUGACUCAGAAAGCCGAGCACAUCAGGAGAUUUGGGAGGAAUAACUGGCCAAAGUUCUACCCUGUCAUCUUCCACUCGAUCAAGGAUGAAAUCCCGGAAGAGCACAGGCUAUUGAUCAAUAGGCUCUACCAGCUCUGGUUUGUCCUCUUCGGGACGCUAAUCAUCAACAUGAUUGCGUGCAUCUUUAUCCUUACGUCUGGGUCAAGUGGUGGUGGAAGCGACCUGGGCUCAAGUAUAGGUUACCUGUUCGUUAUUACGCCUCUGUCGUUCCUCAUGUGGUACAGGCCAAUCUACAAUGGAUACAUGAAGGAGCAAGCACUAUACUACUACUUCUACUUCGUAUUCUGUGGUUUCCACCUUGUGUUCUCAUUGUACAUGAUCAUCGGGAUACCAGGCACCGGGUCUGCGGGCCUCAUCCAGACGAUCCAGAUGUACGCCAAGCCCUCCUUCGUCGCAGCCAUUUUGGGCACCAUUGCAACAGUAGGCUGGGUCAUUCAGGGUGUAGGUAACGCCUAUUAUUAUCGCCAGAUUUGGACACAUCACAAGAGCGCGGGCCACUCAGUGGAGAAGGCGAAGACCGAGCUCGCCACUCAUGGCGCGAAGGCGUACUUCACGAGGGGUUGAGACAAAUCUCGGUGCUUGCGAUUCGGCUAGCGUUGGGACGCUUCGGACACCUAUGUAGCUCUUCUGCUAAGUUAUGACAAUGAUUUCUGCCUUUCUUGCCAAUGUUUUACGUGCGAUUGGUCAAUGAAAUGCGUGUAACAAAUGUGGAGGAGAA